Messenger RNA from Striga hermonthica, 459 nucleotides. Lineage: Eukaryota; Viridiplantae; Streptophyta; Magnoliopsida; Lamiales; Orobanchaceae. The record is from the annotation of a GenBank genome assembly.
AUGAACUCGUCCCAUUUGGCCAGUAGCUCGAAUGCAUUCUACAAAAAGCUCGACAAGGCCGAGAAGGCGCACGAUCGAUCUGGGUUCGGUAACACGUUCAAUUCGGGGAACAGGCCGAGUUUCAUGGACGUCCUGGAUGAUGAUCAUAAUUCGUUAAUUGAUGGGAUGGAUGAUAAACUAAAGAAAGCCGCCUCGUACUUUGAGUUCGACCCUGAGGAAGUAACUAGAGAGGAUUACGCUUUCAGGCCAGAUGUGAAUUUCCUGAGCGGGAUGACUUAUGAUACCAAGGAUCUUGACUUGAGAAAGCCAGGCGUACGUAAGCCUCCCAUAAGGACCGAGUUUGAAACAACAACUGAGGAAGUGUUGCUCAAAGCUGAUUUCAGGAAUGUGCAAUUCCUCGCGAACUUCAUCACUGAAGCUGGCGUCAUUAUCAAGAGGAGCAAGGUAAGGAAAAAUUAA